AUGUCCUACAAUGGUCGCAAGCUGAAGUACUUUGUAGAUGACUCGGAUGGGUGGCUUCGCCGGAACCAGCAGGUGGCCGAGCAGUUUGUAAUGGCUGAAGACGAUAGGGAGAGAAAGGAGAUGCUGAGCCUAAUGGCACCGCAGGUCCACUUUGCGAGCUUCUGGGGUGUAGUGCGUGGGCUGCCAGCGGUAGUAGCGCUGCAGGCACAGGAGAACGAGCAUCUGCGCAUCACGUGGACCUCUGGGCUGCAACCUUUGACAUCCCGCACAUUUGCUCGUAACGGGUAUGUGCAUGUCCUUGACAGAGAGCGUAUGGUGGCCAUCCCCAUUCUCGGGCCGUGGAUCUCUUCCUUUUUCCAGAGGCCGGUGCAAGAGCUGCUUGUUGUUCGGGAAGGCCGCGUGGUGUUCCGUAGUAUGGGCUAUGUCUGGGAUAUCGGCAAGCAUUAG
Messenger RNA from Leishmania braziliensis MHOM/BR/75/M2904, 447 nucleotides. RefSeq lists its product as hypothetical. The transcript has a single exon. The coding region runs from base 1 to 447 and encodes 148 amino acids. Lineage: Eukaryota; Euglenozoa; Kinetoplastea; Trypanosomatida; Trypanosomatidae. The record is from RefSeq and is a predicted model, not a curated record.